Molecule: messenger RNA, 992 nt
Organism: Rhinichthys klamathensis goyatoka
Lineage: Eukaryota; Metazoa; Chordata; Actinopteri; Cypriniformes; Leuciscidae
Product: SLAM family member 5-like
Exons: 5
Coding region: 137-967 (276 amino acids)
Source: RefSeq, a predicted model, not a curated record
GUUGCUCUGAAUGUUUUUCAUUUCACAAUUUCACAAAACUUCAGCUGAUUUCAGGCUGAUUUGUUAACCAUCAGAACAAUUAAUCUGUGUAAAAUCUGUUUGUCCAUCAGGUGUGUUGGGUGAUUCAGUGUCAGUGAUGGAGGGAGAUUCUGUUACUCUAAACACUGAUGUUACUGAAAUACAUAAAGACAAAGACAUAAUGUGGACAUUUGGAGCUGAAAAGUCUCUCAUAGCUAAAAUGAAUAAAAAGAAGCAAAUCUUCUCCACAUAUGAUGAUGUUCCUGAUGAGAGAUUCAGAGACAGACUGAAGCUGGACGAUCAAACUGGAUCUCUGACCAUCACACACAUCAGAACUGAACAUGCUGGAGUUUAUAAACUAGAGAUAACUGGAGCGAAAAAAUCAUCAAAAACAUUCAGUGUUUCAGUCUAUGCUCGUCUGCCUGUUCCUGUAAUCAUCAGUAACUCUUCACAAUGUUCUUCAUCACCAUCAUCAAAUUGUUCAUUGGUGUGUUCAGUGUUGAGUGUGUGUGAUGUGACUCUCUCCUGGUACGCAGGAAUGAGUGUAUUGUCCAGCAUCAGUGUGUGUGAUCUCAGCAUCAGUCUCUCUCUACCUCUGGAGGUGGAAUAUCAGGAUAAAAACACCUACAGCUGUGUGCUGAACAAUCCCAUCAGCAACCAGACCACACAUCUGGACAUCAACACACUCUGCCACACAUGUGCAGACAUUACAACACAGUCUCCUUCUCCUCCUCCAGUGUCAGUGUCUCUGAUAGUGUUGAUCUCUGCUGCUGCUGCUGGAUCUCUGUUGAUUAUAGUUGCAGUCGUGAUCUGCUGCAUCUGCAGGAAACGUAAAAAAAUAGUUCAGACCCAGGCGAAAGACAUGAAGGAUUCUGCAUUGUGUAAACCAACAAGACGAAAAAAGAAUUCAAAGGAGGCCAUAUAUGGAAAUAUCCCCCCAAAAUGCUGAUCAAAUACAACAUCUCUGCCAGGAU